Molecule: messenger RNA, 1845 nt
Organism: Danio rerio (zebrafish)
Lineage: Eukaryota; Metazoa; Chordata; Actinopteri; Cypriniformes; Danionidae
Gene: btr09
Product: bloodthirsty-related gene family, member 9
Biological process (GO): protein ubiquitination; antiviral innate immune response
Cellular component (GO): cytoplasm
Molecular function (GO): zinc ion binding; ubiquitin-protein transferase activity
Source: RefSeq, marked provisional
UCAAUCCAGCAAUUAUUGUUUGUGCUACAGUUUGUGGUUUAAUUAUUGUGGUUUAUUAUUUAAAAAAAUUAUCAGAAAAAUACAAUGGAAGAAUCUCCAAGAGGGACCAGAACUCAGGAUUCAUCUAAAUGUAAGUCAGUAACCCUCCCCAAAAAAUAAUGUAUAAGUUCUUGUGUAAGUAAUCCUUUCUUUUUUCAGCUCUGAUAUCCUCCACUGGUCCUCUGUCUGAAGAGCUCCAGUGUUCAGUGUGUCUGGAUGUGUUCAUUGAUCCAGUCACCACUCCAUGCGGACACAACUUCUGCAAGACCUGCCUGGAAAAGUACUGGCACAACAGUCGAGACUACAGCUGCCCAAUCUGUAAAGAAACAUUGCACCAAAAGCCUGAGCUCAAAGUCAAUACAACGCUCCGAGAGAUUGCAGAUCACUACAAAAAGAAAAGCAAUCUGGAAAUGGCUGAGGUCUUCUGUGACUUCUGCACGGACACUAAGAAGAAAGCAUUGAAGUCAUGUCCGCUGUGUCAGAGCUCUUACUGUGAGGCUCAUCUGGAGCGUCAUUUGACAGUUCCGGGUUUAAAGCAACACAAGCUGAUCAACCCUGUCAAAAAUCUCCAGGGUUAUUUGUGUCAGGAGCAUGACCGGCCUCUUGAGCUGUUCUGCAGAGAUGAUCAGACGUGUGUUUGUGUGACCUGCACUGUGACUGAACAUAAGAUGCACAACACUGUUCCUGUAGAGGAGGAGAGUGAAGAGAAGAAGAACCAGCUGAUGAAGACACAGACAGACAUGCAGCAGUUAAUCCAGGACAGAAUGAAGAUGAUUAAAGAAAUCCAGCAUUCAGUAGAGCUAAGAAAAAAAAACAAUGAAAAAGAGAAAGCCGACUGUGUCGAGGUGUUUGCUGAUCUGAUGCGCUCCAUUGAGAGAUGUCAGCGUGAGCUGCUGGAGGUGACGGAGCAGAAGCAGAAAGCAGCAGAGAAACAGGCUGAAGAACUGAUUAAAGAGCUGGAGCAGGAGAUCAGUGAACUGAGGAGGAGAAACACUGAGCUGGAGGAGCUCUCACACACUGAAGAUCACCUGCACCUCCUACAGAUGUUUCCAUCUUUGUGCAGGCCUUUAGACAUCAAGAUCUGGACUGGAAUCAAUAUUAACACCGGUGUGAGUGUGGAGACUUUGAGAAGCGCUCUGUCUCAGCUGCAGGAGACUAUAGAUGAGGGAUUUAAUAAUAAUGUGUUGAAGAGGAUCCAGAAGUAUUCAGUGGAUGUGAUUCUGGAUCCUGAUACAGCUCAUCCGAAGCUUAUCCUGUCUGAAGAUGGAAAGCAAGUGCGGUAUGGAAACAUAAAGCAUGACCGCCCAGGCAGUGACAAGAGGUUUGAAAACUAUAUUGUUGUGUUGGGAAAAGAGGGCUUUUCCUCAGGGAGAUUUUAUUUUGAAGUAAAUGUAAGUGGAAAGACUGAAUGGCUUUUGGGUGUGGCUAGAGAAUCCCUCAACAGAAAGGGGGAGUUCUUCCUCAGUCCUAACGAUGGGAAUUGGUCUCUGUGGCUGAAAGAUGAAAAUAAGUGUGAGGCUUGCGAGUCUCUAACUCUCUCCCUCUCCUUGAAAGUGAAGCCCCAGACAGUGGGUGUGUUUGUGGAUUAUGAGGAAGGUCUGGUCUCCUUUUAUGACGUAAAGUCUAGGUCUCAUAUCUACUCUUUCACUGGUCAGUCUUUCACUGAGAAACUCUAUCCAUUUUUAAGUCCGUUGAGUAAUAAUAAAGGUCAAAAUUCAGCACCACUCAUCAUCUCACCUGUGACUGGUAAUGAUUGAAUCAAACUCAAAGUUGAAAUGCUAGAUGCAAAUGAUUCCUUCAUAGCCA